Dromiciops gliroides (monito del monte) is the source of this 365-nucleotide messenger RNA. RefSeq names its product small nuclear ribonucleoprotein G. Gene Ontology annotation, cellular component: precatalytic spliceosome; SMN-Sm protein complex; U1 snRNP. Gene Ontology annotation, biological process: mRNA splicing, via spliceosome; spliceosomal snRNP assembly. Lineage: Eukaryota; Metazoa; Chordata; Mammalia; Microbiotheria; Microbiotheriidae. The coding region runs from base 26 to 256 and encodes 76 amino acids. The record is from RefSeq and is a predicted model, not a curated record. The transcript has a single exon. Gene Ontology annotation, molecular function: RNA binding.
GGCGAAGGGCUGCAACUGAAACAAGAUGAGCAAAGCACACCCGCCCGAGCUAAAAAAAUUUAUGGACAAGAAGCUAUCAUUGAAAUUAAAUGGUGGGAGGCAUGUCCAAGGAAUAUUGCGGGGGUUUGAUCCAUUUAUGAAUCUUGUGAUUGAUGAAUGUGUAGAGAUGGCACCAGGUGGGCAACAGAACAAUAUUGGAAUGGUGGUAAUCCGAGGAAACAGUAUCAUUAUGUUAGAAGCCUUGGAACGAGUUUAAGAAAUGAAGCACCAUUGAUACCAUAUGCCUCUGCUUUUCCUUUAUAUCACACCAAGAGCCUCUUUUUUUUCUUUUGAUACAUACAGUUAGUCAUUGUAUAUUCUGUUUA